UUCUAGAUAUCUUAGCAAAAAGGAAGUCUCACUCUCAAGUGUUAAUAGCAAUGGCACAAGUGCUUUCCCUCCAUGUUUUUUUCUCUGCAGAAAUACACAAGGUUGGUCCUUCUAAGCCACUGAAGAGGAUUCACAAGCCCAAAACAUCUCUUAGCACCCGUAGAAAAGCAACCCAGAGUCCUCAGAGUCCCUUGCGCAAAACCCAGAAGUUGAAUUUACAGGUUUCGCCUCAUCGAGCUGUUUCUGCAGUGAGGUUGAUGAGAAUAGAGAUGGGUGGUGCAUUUGCUGAUCUUUUGAAUGAUAAAGGGAAAGGGUCUGGUGAUAAUGAAAUGGGAUACGUUGAAAGAACUCUUGGGUUCCGAACCAAGGACCUGGAUGAUCGUGAUCUUAGAUUGGUUACGGACAUUGUUGGAGGCACCAUUCGCUGGAGAAGAUAUCUUGAUUAUCUAAUCGGAUCAUUGUGCCAUGAUGAGAAAGCAUUCAGGAGCAUGGAACCUCUUCUCUUGCAGAUUCUCCGGAUUGGCUUUUAUGAGAUUGUGAAGCUAGACAUGCCAUCAUAUGCUGUUGUUGAUGAGAAUGUGAGGCUUGCAAAAGUUUCCCUCAGGCCCGGUGCUGGCAACAUGGUCAAUGGGAUUCUCCGGAAGCUAGUGCUGCUUAAGGAAAGUAACUCACUCCCCCUUCCUAAAUUGGAAGGUGAUGAUCGCGCCCAAGCACGCGCCCUUGCCACCCUUUAUUCUCAUCCUGUGUGGAUGGUAAGGCGUUGGACGAAGCUUUUAGGGCAAGAAAAAGCAAUUAAGCUGAUGAUGUGGAACAACGAUAACCCCAGUUUCAGCUUGAGGGCAAACAGCGGGAAAGGAGUUACAAGAGCUGACCUUGUGAUGCAGUUCAAUAUGUUGAAGGUUCCUCACGAGCUUUCUUUGCACUUGGACCAUUUUGUCCGUGUUAAAACUGGACUGCAGAUUGUCAUUCAAGCUGGAUUGCUGAAACAAGGUCUAUGUGCAGUUCAGGAUGAGAGUGCAGGUUUGAUAGUUUCUGUAGUUAAUCCUCAACCUGGCGAUAGCAUCAUUGAUUGUUGUGCUGCUCCAGGAGGAAAGACGCUUUAUAUGGCAUCACAAAUGCAUGGCCAAGGCAUGUUAUAUGCAAUUGACAUAAACAAAGGCCGGUUGAGAAUUGUUAAAGAGACAGCCAAGUUGCACCAAGUCGAUGGUGUCAUUACCACCAUCCCUUCUGAUCUUCGCACCUUCGCUGAAAGUUAUCAGUUGAAGUCUGAUAAGGUUUUGCUGGAUGCUCCAUGUUCUGGGCUUGGUGUUCUGUCCAAGAGAGCGGACUUGCGAUGGAAUAGGAGGUUGGAGGAUUUGGAAGAACUUAAGAAAUUGCAGGAGGAGCUUCUUGAUGCGGCUUCCAUAUUGGUAAAGCCUGGUGGAGUUUUAGUAUACAGUACUUGUUCCAUAGAUCCUGAAGAGAAUGAAGAGAGGGUGGAUGCAUUUCUUCUCAGGCAUCCUGAAUUUCGUAUAGAUCCUGUUGACAGAUAUGUGCCACCUGAUUUUGUAACAAAACGUGGUUUCUAUUCCUCUGAUCCUGUAAAACAUUCAAUGGACGGUGCCUUUGCAGCUCGCCUAAUUCGGACCUUGUGAAGAAAUUUUAAUAUAUGCAAAUAUUGCAAUGUGAGGCCACUUCAGUGAGCAACCUGCAUGGGACCUCACUUUAUGAUUUCUAAUGUUGUAUUUCAGAUCAUUGAUUCUUGGAAGCACAAUGAACUUUGGAAAUAUGGAGAUCUGGAUGUCCUUGGUGUUUGAAUGGUCGGUCCACCAUGGCAGUGAAAGUCCACCUUGAUACAGAGGGCUUUAUUGCUUCAGACUUCAGAAAUACCUCACCAGGAGAUGCCAUUUGAGAAAUGCUUGAGAAGCUCCACUAAGAACGCAAACUAAUCCAGUUUGACCAGGAGGCACAGCAGCGGUUUGUGUACAUUAACCAGAUCAUGGAAUCAUUGGAAAGAUUUGUCUGCCUAAUUGUGCAAAGGCAGGCUUCUUGUGUUACUUGAAACAAUUCAUAGGUAACAUGUAUUAUAAGGAAGCUUGUGGCCCUUACAGAAGUAAUAUUGUAACUAUAUCCAACCUAUGCUGUGUGCAAAAGCCAAAAGAUGGUGCAAGCUGUGUGUUACAUA
Messenger RNA from Populus trichocarpa (black cottonwood), 2164 nucleotides. RefSeq lists its product as uncharacterized. The record is from RefSeq and is a predicted model, not a curated record. Gene Ontology annotation, biological process: RNA methylation; regulation of DNA-templated transcription. The coding region runs from base 51 to 1634 and encodes 527 amino acids. Lineage: Eukaryota; Viridiplantae; Streptophyta; Magnoliopsida; Malpighiales; Salicaceae. The transcript has 18 exons. Gene Ontology annotation, molecular function: methyltransferase activity; RNA binding.